Dryobates pubescens (Downy woodpecker) is the source of this 3870-nucleotide messenger RNA. It is a transcript of the gene GRM8, whose product is annotated as glutamate metabotropic receptor 8. The record is from RefSeq and is a predicted model, not a curated record. Gene Ontology annotation, cellular component: membrane. Gene Ontology annotation, molecular function: group III metabotropic glutamate receptor activity. Gene Ontology annotation, biological process: regulation of synaptic transmission, glutamatergic; G protein-coupled glutamate receptor signaling pathway. Lineage: Eukaryota; Metazoa; Chordata; Aves; Piciformes; Picidae.
GGAGGAGGAGUAAGGAAGGAGACAGCGGAGCAGGUUCAGCUUGGCUAAUCGCGAGUGUUAUGCAGCGCUAUUGAAAUCGCUCUCCUGCAUACCUGUCCCAGGCUGAGCUCCUGCAUAUUAAGCUGACGCUACGAGGGGAAGCUAUUUGAGACUAGGGUUGUACAGAAAUCAUCUCAUGCUAUUCCCGAUCGACGCCGUGUAUUAGUUCCAGUGGCCUCUACAGUAACAUGGAUAUGCAACUCUUUUCGAUCAAGAAGUACUUCAACUGCAGGACAAAAUACAAGGACAUAAGCUACUGACCUCCUCAUAGCAUAAGGACAGACAUAGUAACCUACACUUCACCAUCAAUUAAGAGCAAUUGCAAACCCCCUCUCAGAAAAGCUCAUCAACACAUGACGUCAGUGGACACGUUUUGUAAAACACAUUUUAUGUACUUCUGCUGAGAUCCUUUUUCUACCUACCGCAUGGUUCUAUAUUACUUACUAGGCACCGAUGGUAGCCUCCAGAAAGUGCAACUUCAAAUGGUCAAACUCAUCCUCUAGCAAGAAAAAAAUCUGGAUACUGGAUAGCAACAACGUCUUCAGAGAAAAUGGUAUACGAAGGAAAACGAUUAGUUUCCUGCCAUUGUUUCUUUCUGUUAACAGCCAAAUUCUACUGGAUACUUACCCUGAUGCAAAGAACUCAUGGCCAGGAAUAUGCCCAUUCUAUCCGACUGGAUGGGGACAUCAUUUUGGGAGGUCUGUUCCCUGUCCAUGCAAAAGGGGAUAGAGGGGUGCCUUGUGGGGAGCUGAAGAAGGAGAAAGGGAUCCACAGACUAGAAGCAAUGCUGUAUGCGGUUGAUCAGAUUAAUAAAGACCCCGAUCUUCUUGCCAAUAUCACCUUAGGUGUCCGGAUUCUUGACACGUGUUCCAGGGACACUUAUGCAUUGGAGCAGUCCUUAACGUUUGUGCAAGCCUUGAUAGAAAAAGAUGGUUCAGAUGUGAAGUGUGCUAAUGGUGACCCACCUAUUUUUGCUAAGCCAGACAAGAUAUCUGGUGUGAUAGGUGCUGCAGCAAGUUCUGUGUCCAUUAUGGUUGCAAAUAUUUUAAGACUUUUUAAGAUACCUCAAAUCAGCUAUGCAUCUACAGCUCCAGAACUGAGCGAUAACACCAGGUAUGACUUCUUCUCUCGAGUGGUCCCACCAGACUCCUACCAAGCACAGGCCAUGGUUGACAUCGUGACAGCCCUUGGGUGGAACUAUGUCUCAACCCUGGCUUCUGAAGGCAACUAUGGAGAAAGUGGUGUGGAGGCAUUCACCCAGAUCUCCAGAGAAAUUGGAGGUGUUUGCAUUGCUCAGUCACUCAAAAUCCCUCGGGAACCAAGACCAGGAGAAUUUGAAAAGAUCAUCAAGCGGUUGUUGGAAACUCCAAAUGCUCGUGCAGUGAUCAUGUUUGCAAAUGAAGAUGAUAUUAGGCGAAUACUGGAAGCAGCCAAAAAAGCAAAUCAAUCUGGGCAUUUCCUCUGGAUUGGCUCAGAUAGUUGGGGGUCUAAAAUUGCACCAGUUCAGCAGCAGGAGGAGAUCGCAGAAGGAGCAGUAACCAUUCUGCCCAAAAGGACGUCGAUAGAUGGAUUCGAUAGAUAUUUUCGGAGCCGAACGCUUGCUAACAAUCGAAGAAAUGUCUGGUUUGCAGAAUUUUGGGAGGAGAACUUUGGAUGCAAGUUAGGAUCACAUGGAAAAAGAAAUAGCAAUAUCAAGAAAUGCACAGGCUUAGAAAGAAUUGCAAGAGAUUCAGCCUACGAACAAGAAGGGAAAGUUCAGUUUGUAAUUGACGCAGUAUAUUCCAUGGCCUAUGCACUACACAACAUGCAUAAAGAUCUCUGUCCUGGAUAUAUUGGUCUAUGCCCAAGGAUGAACACAAUUGAUGGUAAAGAGCUACUUAGUUAUAUCCGGGCAGUGAACUUUAAUGGGAGUGCUGGAACACCUGUUAUCUUCAAUGAAAAUGGAGAUGCUCCUGGACGUUACGAUAUUUUUCAGUAUCAAAUCACCAACAAGAGUACAGAAUACAAAGUAAUUGGUCAGUGGACUAACCAACUUCAUCUAAAUGUAGAAGACAUGCAGUGGGCUAAUAGACAACAUACUCAUCCAGCAUCUGUGUGCAGCCUGCCCUGUAAAGCUGGGGAAAGAAAGAAAACCGUGAAGGGAGUGCCCUGCUGCUGGCACUGCGAGCGCUGUGAGGGAUACCAUUACCAGGUGGAUGAAUUCAACUGUGAACUGUGCCCCAUUAAUAAGAGACCAAACGCCAACCGUACAGAUUGCCAGCUUAUUCCUAUAAUCAAACUGGAGUGGCAUUCUCCUUGGGCCAUUGUGCCCGUCUUCAUAGCUAUUCUCGGUAUAAUUGCCACCACCUUUGUGAUUGUGACUUUUGUCCGGUACAACGACACACCGAUCGUCAGGGCCUCUGGACGGGAACUCAGUUAUGUGCUCUUGACUGGGAUUUUUCUCUGUUACUCCAUUACUUUUUUAAUGAUUGCAACUCCUGAUACGGUGGUCUGCUCAUUUCGAAGGAUCUUUCUAGGGCUUGGCAUGUGUUUCAGCUAUGCUGCCUUGCUCACCAAAACAAACAGAAUCCACAGAAUAUUUGAACAAGGCAAAAAAUCUGUCACAGCUCCCAAAUUUAUUAGUCCAGCUUCCCAACUGGUGAUCACUUUCAGCCUCAUAUCCAUGCAGCUUAUUGGAGUCUUCAUCUGGUUUGCUAUUGACCCACCACAUACCAUCGUAGACUAUGGAGAGCAGAGGACACUUGAACCAGAAAAUGCCAGGGGAGUUCUCAAAUGUGACAUUUCAGAUCUUUCUCUCAUUUGUUCCCUUGGAUACAGUAUUCUCUUGAUGGUCACAUGCACUGUUUAUGCUAUUAAAACAAGAGGGGUGCCAGAGACCUUCAAUGAAGCGAAACCUAUUGGAUUUACUAUGUACACAACCUGCAUAAUUUGGUUAGCUUUUAUUCCAAUCUUUUUUGGUACAGCCCAAUCAGCAGAGAAGAUGUACAUCCAGACCACAACGCUUACUAUCUCCAUGAGUUUAAGUGCUUCUGUGUCUCUGGGCAUGCUCUACAUGCCCAAGGUUUAUAUUAUCAUUUUUCAUCCAGAGCAGAAUGUUCAAAAACGGAAACGGAGCUUCAAGGCUGUAGUGACAGCUGCCACAAUGCAAAGCAAACUGAGCCAAAAAGGAAACGACAGACCAAAUGGCGAGGUCAAAACCGAACUGUGCGAAAGUCUUGAAACCAACACCUCCUCUACCAAGACAACUUAUGUCAGUUACACCAAUCAGGCAAACUGAGCAGGGAUGAAAUUCACAGGAAGACCUGCAGGAUGGGAUCUUGCAAAGAUAGACUUUACCACCACCAGAAUUCAGUCUUGGAAAUAUCAGUAGACUACAUUCAAAUCAAUAGUCAGUUUUGUAAAGGACAAGCAUUAAACAAGAGGCAAAAAGAGACAGGGGAAGGAAAAGUCCAGUUUUAUGACAUAGAGACAGUGUCAAGCUUCUGAACUGUUCACUCGCAAAAGGAAGCAAAUCACAAAAGGAAAACAAAUGUUAGCUUGUGGAAAAAAAAAAAAGUGCUGUUGAAAUAAAUCAUGUCUGAUGUUAUAUUUGUAAGUACUUUUUUGUGAUUGUGACAAUUUCCUUUCCUGUCCUACAUUGUUCAACUUGUAAAAGAAGUUGCGUUUGUUUCUUGUGGCGACUGACUGAAUUAAGUCCAGGGUUAUGCUAAAAUAAAUGCAAUGGCCAACGCAUGCUAAUUUUUAUAAAAGAAUAAUUUAUUUCUAAUAAUAAAGGAAUGUUUUGCAAAUGUUGAGACUUGUUUUGUUGCAGUUUUAAGAAAAAGGAAAAAA